This is a messenger RNA of Populus euphratica (Euphrates poplar), 3503 nucleotides long. RefSeq names its product golgin candidate 5-like. The record is from RefSeq and is a predicted model, not a curated record. Lineage: Eukaryota; Viridiplantae; Streptophyta; Magnoliopsida; Malpighiales; Salicaceae. The coding region runs from base 282 to 3206 and encodes 974 amino acids. The transcript is spliced from 20 exons.
ACACCUGUAAAGUACACAUCGAAUUUACGGCAAUCAGAUCUUCCUCUGCCUUCGAAUGUGAAAACCACCGUCUCUCUCUCCUUCUAUUCUAUCCUUCUUCAUCCAUAAAAAGAGCACCGAAAUCCAUCAACAGCUCACCAACACUUUUUAUCGGAUCGGAUCGGAUCAUCAAGAGCCAUGAUGUGAAUCUCCGCGAAGCCCAACGCAUUCCCCAAGCAAGGGGUGUGAUCGAAGAUUAUUGUUUUAUUCUGUUGUUGGUGGUGGGGUGAGUUAUAUAAGAGAUGGCUUGGUUUAGCGGGAAAGUAUCUCUGGGGAACUUCCCGGAUCUAGCAGGAGCGGUUAAUAAGCUUAGUGAGAGCGUCAAGAAUAUCGAGAAGAAUUUCGAUACUGCUCUUGGUUUUGAAGAUAAAUCUGAUUCUAGUAGCACCACUGAAGCUUCGGGAUUAUGGCCGGUAAUGUCCUUUAUGGGGAACAAAAGUGAGGAUAGUGCUGAUGAAUCGUCAGGGAAAACUGUAUCUCCACAGAAAUUGUCUACUGUUGAGGAGAAAGAAUCUCAAAAUUCUGACACCCAACAAACCACAUCUGCUGAAGAAAAUCAAAUGCUCGAGAGGAAAAAAGAUGCUGAGCAUCCAGAGAUUGCUGAGAAAAAAGAUGUCAUUUCAGAUACUUGCAAAGCUGAACUUGAAUCUGAAAUUCAAUCAGAGACUAAGGCUGUUGAACCUCCUGAGCCAGUUUUCGAUGAUGUUAAAGUACCAGAAUCAGUUGAUGAUGUGCAGGGAAAAGAGAUUUCAGAGGAGGUCUGUGCUGAAAAUUUAGAUACAUUGGAGGUCAGAUCAGAAGCUUCCAGGGUUGAUGAAGUUGAGACUCCUUCCAUCUUGCAUGAUGAGUCACAUAAUGUGUCUCAUACUCCUGAUAGCACAGAUGAACAAGAGACACAAGCUGAGGAGACUGUAGAACAAAGUUCUACUAUUCAAGCUGAGGCAUCAAAUGAACCGCAACCUGAGGCAUUGAAUGAUGUGCAAGCUCAGGCAUCAACUGAUAUCCUAGAUGAGGCAUCAAGUGAUACCCAAGCUGGAGCUGUGCUUGAUUCAUCCAGUUCACAGCCUGUCAGCGCUGAAGUGAGUGAAAUGCUUCAUGAAUUUUCCCUGUCUGAUGCAUCUCCCCUAGAUGAGGCUUCAGAAAUUGUUUCUAGAUCAGUUUCCCAGGCAGAUGAUGUCCACAAUCAAACAGUUGGAGGGGACAAGCGAGUCAAUGAUGGUGAAAUUGACAUUAAAGAUCAACACUUGAGUUUGAGGUCGAAUAUAUCAGACUCUAUAGAUUCCACGCUUGAACUAGAGAAGGUGAAGACUGAGAUGAAAAUGAUGGAAACUGCACUACAAGGUGCUGCAAGGCAAGCUCAGGCAAAGGCUGAUGAGAUUGCGAAGUUGAUGAAUGAAAAUGAGCACCUGAAAACUGUUAUUGAGGGAUUGAAGAGAAAAUCUAAUGAUGCAGAAAUUGAGUCUUUGAGAGAAGAAUACCAUCAAAGGGUUGCAACUCUUGAAAGAAAGGUUUAUGCUCUUACAAAGGAAAGAGAUACACUCAGGAGAGAGCAUAAUAAAAAAAGUGAUGCAGCUGCUCUUCUGAAGGAAAAGGAUGAAAUCAUUAAUCAGGUCAUGGCUGAAGGUGAAGAGCUUUCAAAAAAGCAGGCUGCUCAAGAAUCUACUAUUAGAAAAUUAAGAGCUCAGAUUAGAGAACUUGAAGAAGAAAAGAAAGGUUUGAUGACCAAAGUUCAGGUGGAAGAAAAUAAAGUAGAGAGUAUAAAAAAGGACAAGACAGCUACAGAGAAUUUGCUGCAAGAAACAAUAGAAAAACACCAAGCAGAGCUUUCAGCGCAGAAAGUUUAUUAUACCAAUGCCUUAUCUGUGGCCAGGGAGGCUGAAGCAUUAGCAGAGGCGCGUGCUAAUAAUGAAGCCAGAACAGAAUUAGAGAGUCGUCUAAGAGAAGCAGAGGAACGCGAGACUAUGCUAGUUCAGGCACUUGAAGAAUUAAGACAAACCUUGAGUCGGAAGGAGCAGCAGGCUGUUUUUAGAGAGGAAAUGCUACGCAGGGACGUUGAAGAUCUUCAAAAACGUUAUCAAGCAAGUGAGCGCCGUUGUGAGGAGUUGAUUACUCAAGUUCCAGAUUCUACCAGGCCUCUCCUAAGGCAGAUUGAAGCCAUGCAGGAAACAACAGCAAGAAGGGCCGAGGCCUGGGCUGCCGUGGAGAGAUCUCUAAACUCUCGACUACAGGAAGCAGAAGCGAAAGCUGCUGAUGCUGAGGAAAGAGAGCGUUCUGUGAAUGAACGCUUGUCUCAAACCUUAUCUCGAAUUAAUGUUCUUGAAGCACAGAUUUCUUGUCUCAGGUCUGAACAAACACAGUUAAGUAGGUCCCUUGAAAAGGAGAGGCAGAGAGCAGCUGAAAACAGGCAGGAAUAUCUUGCAGCCAAGGAGGAAGCUGACACUCAAGAAGGUCGUGCAAACCAACUUGAAGGACAAAUUAAGGAACUGAGGCAGAAACACAAGGAAGAGUUACAAGAUGCACUAAUACACCGAGAACUUCUACAACAGGAAAUUGAAAGAGAGAAAGCUGCUCGGUUGGAGUUGGAAAGGACAGCUCACAUCCAUUCUGCUUCUGCAUCUGAUAAAACUCCUAUUGCAAGGAGCAACUCUGCUUUUGAGAAUGGAAACUUAACCCGAAAGCUCUCCAGUGCUAGUAGCCUGGGCAGCAUUGAGGAGAGUUAUUUUCUGCAAGCAUCUUUGGACACAUCCGACAGUCUUUCUGAACGGAGGAAUCCUGGAGAGGCAACCAUGAGUCCUUACUACAUGAAGAGCAUGACACCUAGUGCUUUUGAAUCUGCCCUUCGUCAGAAAGAGGGUGAACUUGCAUCAUAUAUGUCUCGUUUGGCAUCCAUGGAAUCUAUCCGUGACUCUCUUGCAGAAGAGUUGGUCAAAAUGACCGCACAGUGUGAGAAAUUACAGGCAGAGUCUGCCCUUUUGCCUGGUGUACGGGCAGAACUAGAUGCACUGAGGAGAAGGCACUCUGCUGCCCUGGAGUUAAUGGGUGAACGUGAUGAGGAAUUGGAGGAACUCCGUGCUGAUAUUGUAGACUUGAAAGAAAUGUACAGAGAGCAAGUAAAUUUGCUUGUGAAUAAGAUCCAAAUAUUAAGUACAUCCUCUGGCAAUGCCUGAUGAGUUGACUCAACGAAAUGUGGCAUUUGCCAUUUAUUGUGAAGCUCAUGGUAUAGGAUGUCUGGUAGAUGUGAUUUUGUUCGAACAUUUGCCCCCCCUCUAUACUUGUGAUUCGGGGCAAGCAGCUUCUCAAGUGUUUUGGGGGAUCCUUUUUCAUGAAGUCCAAAAUUGUAUUGUAAUUGAGAUGAAUUUGUUGUAUAGCAAAAAUCAGAUCGUGACAAAUUUGUUUCUCCAGCUUGAAGAUGAUUUUGAGUUUUUGGAUUUAUUUAGUGAUGAUUCAAAUUUUUCAUUACAGUC